AGUUCAGUUUAUUUCUAGACCCCGAACGGGAAACAUAGAUUUUUUUUUAAUUUUACCGAAAUAUAAGUUUCCAGAAUUUUUUUUGAAUUCAAUUAUUUUUUGCUUAAAUAUGUCGAACAGUGCCAGCGAGUCUAGUGGAGUGAGAGUGGGAUGUGGGUUUCGUGUGCCCAAUAUAAGAAGAUGGUUUGGCGCCGAUCGCCGAGGAAGGCGUGUGCUGAGUUUGGCGUCGCAACGGUGGCGUGAGCCGGAGCUAGAUACAAUGGCAGGAGCUGGUUGCUCGAAGACACCCAGGAAGCGCGCCGCCUCUAAGCGCAAGCGUAAAGGCACACGUAGCAAGGCCAAGCCCAAGCGGGCCAAGUCGUCUUGCGCCAAACGCAGGCGACGCAAGUCUGCUGCCGCCAAGAAGUGCGUGCCUAUGCCCAAGGCCAAGGCUAAGGCCAAGCGCUCUGCCAAAAAGCCUCAGCCGAAAAGAAAAGCUGCGAAGCGCAAGAACUGUUAA
This is a messenger RNA of Drosophila subobscura, 499 nucleotides long. Its product is annotated as histone H1-II-like. Lineage: Eukaryota; Metazoa; Arthropoda; Insecta; Diptera; Drosophilidae. The coding region runs from base 110 to 499 and encodes 129 amino acids. The record is from RefSeq and is a predicted model, not a curated record. The transcript is spliced from 2 exons.